AUGGAUACAUAUAACUUUGAUCCAAAUGUCUAUCUCAAUGAGAUAUUUAAUUCUCCCGAUUCUUUGAAAGAAUUACCACAAUUAUUGGAUCAUACUCAUAAAUAUAAACGUCAAUUACAACAAGAGAUCAAGAUUGAAAUAAAUGAAUAUGAUUACAGAAAUACUUCAUCUACUUUAAGCACAGAAAUAGGGUCAUUGAUAGAAGAUAUCCGUCAAGUGAAGGCAAACUCAGCAACAACUCAAGAAUCAAUUACUUUAAUGACAAGUUCAAUUCAAAAAUUGGAUUGUUAUAAGAAGAAUCUUGUCCUUUCAAUGACAAUUAUAAAAAGGUUACAAAUGUUAGUAAAUGCUCAUAAUACUUUGAGAAAGAUUAUAUCAACUCAUAAUUAUAAAGAAAUAUUACAAUUAUUAAGUGUAAUGAAAGAAUUAUUAUCAUUUUUUAAACCAUAUCGUGCCAUUGAUGAAAUUAAUAAGAUUAAUUUAAUGAUUGUCAAUACCCAAAAUAAAUUAACAGAUGAUAUUUUCAUUGACUUUGAAGAUUAUAUGGAACAUAGAUAUAAUCGAGAAGAAGAACAAUUGACAUAUGGGUGUGAAAUUUUAGAAUUGAUUGAUACAAAAUAUAAAGACAAGUUAUUAAACUGGUUUUAUAACUUACAAUUGAAAGAUAUUAAAGCAAUUUUUAACAAUCUAGAUGAAGCGGGAUCUCUUGAUAAUCUAGAUAGAAGAUAUAUCUAUUUUAAUAAAAUUCUAAAAGAUAUUCAAGCAAGAUAUGCCAAGGCUUUCCCGCAAGAUUGGAGAAUUGAAGUUGAAAUAACAAAGAUGUUUUGUCGAUUAACAAAGAAAGAUAUCUCGAAUCUAUUAUCUAGAACCAAACCAAACUCAAAAACAGUUUUGGAUAACUUGACAACAACCUUGGAAUUCGAAAAAAACUUGAACCAAUUAUUCCAAACUGGAGAUUUCCAUCAAAUUAUUUCCCUGGUAUUCGAACCACAUUUAUCAAUUUGGGUCCAGGAACAAGAAAAGCAUCUUAAUAGUAAAUUGCUAGAAUUCUCAGCUACUUCGCAAUUACCUCCAGAAUUCAAAGAUGAGCAAGAUAUUAGUACCAUAUUACGUGUCAAUAAUGUCCCUAACAUAGCCGUUUCAUCCACGGAAUUAUUUAAAACUUAUCAUAAGAUAUUGACCCAAAUUUUAAAAUUAACCAAUGGGGAAACAUUGCUAGAUUUAGCUAAAUUAUUCAGCAAAUAUUUAUUUGAGUAUCAUAACAGGAUAUUAUUACCGAUACUUCCAAAAAAUGAUAAUGAUUUGGGUAGUGGUAUUGAAUCGUUAAAGUAUUUAACAAUGAUAUUGAACACAGGAGACUAUAUUGUCAAUAAUAUUGAUGAUUUAGCUGGAAAGUUUUCAAAUAUAGUUCAAGAAGAAUAUAAAGAAAGAAUACCCGCAUUUGACGCCAGUAAAGAAAUAUAUUUCCAAUUAAUCAAUCGAUGUAUUUCCACUUUGGUUGUAAAAUUGACCAAUGACUAUAAAUAUUGCUGGCGAGAAUUUGUCAAUUUUAAUUGGCAAGAAUUGGAUGUCAUUAAUGAUGUUUCUUCAUAUAUGGCAGAGUUGAAAAAAGUCACAAUAAAGAAUAUUAAGGUUGCUUUACCUUUGAUCAUAAGAGAUAGUUAUAUUAGGAACUUUAAUGAUAGAUUGGUAGAAUUAUUGGUUACAACAAUCGCCAAUAAUUUGAAAAUGGUCAAGACAUUGAAUGUAUUAAGUUAUGAACAAAUACUUUUAGAUGUCUCAAGUUUGAAAGAGUUAGCUUUACAAUUCCCAUUGUAUUCUGAUCCUAAUUAUGAUGAUUCAAAGGCAGCAGAAACACAAAGUUCAAAAUCAUAUCAGAAAUUUGUAACCAAUCAUUUCCAUGACUUGGAAUCGUUGUUAAAAUUAUUAAUGGUUCCAACAAUUCCAGUGGAAAAUAUAAUAGAAAGUUAUUUUGAAUUGAUAGGAGAUAAAUCGAUUCAAAACUUUAUUAAAGUGUUGAAUUUAAAGAAGAUUAAUAGGAAUGAACAAAGUAUUUAUGUGGAGAACUUCAAGUUACAAUUAACCAUUGAAGAUGGUUCCUUAAUUACCAGUUGUCAAUUAUUAUCAAACUUGGAGGAUAAUGAAGACACCUUGAGUUCAUCAACCCAUUCUUCUAGAGUGUCGACUCCAGUUCCAACUGAUAUGAAGUCACCUAAGCUUUUGCCAGUAAAGAUGAAUAAUUUUGAAAAGAAUUUACGAGAAUUUGCAAUGACUGGUGAAACUCAUGUUAAUAAAUUUAAUGAAAAUAUUAAAAAUUUUGGGAAAUUUUUCCGUAAGGAAACCAAUGAGUAA
Molecule: messenger RNA, 2352 nt
Organism: Hemisphaericaspora subhashii
Lineage: Eukaryota; Fungi; Ascomycota; Pichiomycetes; Serinales; Debaryomycetaceae
Gene: VPS53
Product: Vps53p
Exons: 1
Coding region: 1-2352 (783 amino acids)
Biological process (GO): retrograde transport, endosome to Golgi
Cellular component (GO): GARP complex
Source: RefSeq, a predicted model, not a curated record